Messenger RNA from Paramecium pentaurelia, 2961 nucleotides. Lineage: Eukaryota; Ciliophora; Oligohymenophorea; Peniculida; Parameciidae. The record is from the annotation of a GenBank genome assembly.
AUGGAACAAAUUUUUGGAAAUUCUGUUUCACAUAACAAUUAAAUAGCUUUAUAAGAUUAUUUUGCUUAUUCAGCAGGCUAAAAGGUUGUGUAUUAUUCAAUCGAAAAUAAUGAAUAAUUAAACUUUUUUAUUGGAUAAGCUUAAGUAAAUUCCAUACUUAUUUCCAGAGAUGGUAAUCUAAUAUUUACAGGAGAAUAAAGUUUUAAAAGUCCAGCAAUUAAUAUUUAUAAAAUAACUACAGAUAAAAUCCUUUAACCUGUUCAUAGAUUAAUUGGUCAUAAAUUUGGAAUAAAACAAUUAUUAGAAUCUCCUAUAAAACCAUUUUUAUUUUCACUUGGAACAGAAUAAGAUAAAACAUUAUUUUUAUGGGAUUUAUAAACAAAUAAAAGUUUGGCUAUCAAUAAGCUACAGAAUAAAGUGAAUUCAAUUAGAUUUUCAAAAACAGGUACUAUCUUAAUUAGUACAGGUUAAUCUCAUUUACAAUAUUGGUAAUUUCGUUAAGAUGGAACUCCAAUAUUUGAAGGAUUAACUUUAUAAUCCAAAAGUUUUUAAUUAUUUGAUUAAUUUGUAUAAAAAAAUUACAUAGAUUGUUUUAUUGAUGAUAAUGUUUAUGCAUUCACAUCAGAUGCUAUAUUAUGUAUUUUUUCUUUGGUUACAAAAUAAUUAAUGUCUUUUAUGCAAUUAGAUUUAAUUUAAUUAUUAACUUACACCUUUAAUGGAACAUACUUUUUUUUUGGAAGUACUAAUUCUAAAAUUUAAAUAUGUGAUACUGAAUUGUAACAUGUUUCUUUUCUCACUUAUAAUAAUUAAAUUAAAAAUGAAUAUGAUUGCAUAGGGAUUGAAGCAAAUGAUGUUUAUUUGAUCUCUGUUUAUAGAAAUAAAAAUAUUGCAAUUUGGAACAUAAAAUCUAUUAAUAAGAUUGAAUAAAUAAGAGUUCUUUAUAGUCAUACUAAUUUAAUUAAUGAUUUAAUUGUUCUUAAACCUUAAUCAAUAUAAGAAGUAUCAUUCUUUGCUUCAAUUAGUGAAUAAAAUUUGGCCAUUUGGCAUACUAAUUCUAAUUUGAAUUAAAUUAAGAAAUUUAAUAUGCAUAAUAAUGUAACUUAUUUAGAAUAAUUUAAAUCUGAUUUUCAAUAUAAUGAAUUAAGGUGUCUUUCUUAAUCAAGUGAUGGAUAAUAUUUAGCUAUUGGAGACACUUAUGGAUUAUUGAAAAUCUUUUCAUUUGUCAAUUUUAAAUAAUUGGCUUCUGUGCAAGCUCAUACUUUGAAAAUAACAGUAAUUUAAUACUGGACUUUCAAUAAUUGUUUUAUGACAGGAUCAGAGGAUAAAACUAUAGCCAUAUAUGAGAAAUCAAAUUUUAAAAAUUAUAAACUUCUUUCACAUCAUUCUGAUUCAAUUCUUAAUAUUUUUACUUAUUAAAAUAAGAUCAUUACAUAUUCAAAAGAUAAAUAUUUAAUAUUUUUGGAAUAUUCAUAAUAAAAUUAUAAUGUUUACCAUAAAUCUUAAUUGAAUAGAAUAAAUUCAAUUGAUUAAGAUUAAAACCUUUUAUUUAUUAUAUAGGAUGGAGUUAUCUCUGUAAUUGAUAUUUUAUAAAAUCAUCAAAAACUAAUUUUAAAUAUUUAAGAUUGCUUAAAAUUAAGAGUGUCUCAUCAAGAUAAUUACAGUAUUUUGGCCACUGCCACAUUUAAUAAGAUUACAAUUUAUAAAUAUAUGAAUUAAAAUGAUUAUAAAAAAUUAGAAGAAUUAGAUAUUGAUAAUAUAGUUAUGAUUGAAUUUGCCAAUAAUAAUACACAUUUAAUUGUUAUGUCAAGAGAAGUGAAUACAAUAUUAUUAUGGAAACUUAAUUCUAUAAAAUCUAUAUAAUAAUAAAAAAAACCUAUUUCAUAAGAUAGUUGGAUUAUUAAUCAUUUUUGGGAAAAUAAUAUAUAAAAUUAAGAAUAAUCAUAAUAAUAAAUUGAAGUGGAUGAGAUUAUAAAAUUUGAUUCAGAGAGUGAUGAAGGAUUAAAUGAACAAAUUAAAAUAGUAUCUGAAACACCAAGAUUAGAUUUAUUGGCUUUAACAUUAGGAGUUUAACAUGCAAGUGAAAUAAAAAAAUAAUUAAAUCAAGUUACUUAAUAAAUUUAAGAGUAAAUUUAAAUAAAUAAAAUUGAUAUAAAAUAAGAGGAAUAAGAUUUAUUACAUAAUCCAUUUUAUGAAGAACAAAAAAGUAUGUAAGAAUUUCAAAAGAAACAAAAUUCUAAAAUUAUGAAAAGACAAUUAAUGAAAAAAACAUCUAAUCUUGAAUUAAAAUAAGAUUAAAUUAAGGAUUAACAAAAAAUUGAAUAAAAUUAUGCUAUUAUUAAUAGUAUUGCAUUACCUAAUUAAAGUUAUUUAGGAUAGAAAAAUCAAAAUUAAAUUGUAUAAUAUGAAAAAAUGCCUAUUUUAGAAAUGGAUAUAAAAAGAUUUGAAAGCAGUUAUGUUAUGAAAAAUAUUUAAUAGAGUAUUCGUAAUUAAUCUAAAUUCUAAAAUUCUUUUUAGCCUGAAAAUUCUAUCAUGUUAAAUUGCUCGUACAAUUUUACUGAAAGAAAACAGGAUACUUAGAAUUAUGAUGACGAAAAUCUACUAUAUGUAUUUGAUAUCAAAGAUAAAAUAGUAAAAUCAAUAGAUUAAUAUAGCCAAAUGUCAUUUGAGAUUGAUGAUGAUUUCAUUAAGUGAACUUAUUGAAGGUCUCAAUUAAAUACAAUAGCCAUUAAAAGAUAAAGUAUUAGUAGAAGUUGAUAAAGAUUUGGAAGCUAUUUGUUAAGAUGUAUAAGAUAUUAGAUAAGUUGAUUGUGAAUCAAUAGAAGAAAAUUAAGAAGAUUAAUAAGAAUAUAUAUGUAAUAUUAAAAUAUUAGUUUAAUAGAAAAGGUAGUUAGUUAAUGUAGUGAAGAAUUAUUUGAAAAUUAUGUUAAGAAUUUAUUUGGUUAAAUGUAUAAUUAAUAGUGA